Messenger RNA from Beauveria bassiana ARSEF 2860, 1074 nucleotides. Its product is annotated as Heme peroxidase. The transcript has 2 exons. The record is from RefSeq and is a predicted model, not a curated record. The coding region runs from base 1 to 1074 and encodes 357 amino acids. Gene Ontology annotation, biological process: cellular response to oxidative stress; hydrogen peroxide catabolic process; response to reactive oxygen species. Gene Ontology annotation, molecular function: heme binding; peroxidase activity. NCBI's taxonomy places the organism in Eukaryota, Fungi, Ascomycota, Sordariomycetes, Hypocreales, Cordycipitaceae.
AUGGCUUCCUUUUCUCGCCAAUUCGCCCGCGUCGCGGCGCGCAACACCUUUGCCACAGCCGUCCCCCGUCAGGCCCUGCGCAGCGGCCGCCGCUUCUACUCGUCUGAAGGCCCCAAGAAGUCGUCGUCGUCUGGCCUCCUCUACCUUGGCGGUGCCGCCGCCGUCGGUGGUCUCGGCUACUGGUUCUACCGCAACAACGCCGGCGCGGGCGCCAAGCUCGCCAACCCGACAAAGGCCGACUACCAGGCCGUCUACGACGAGAUUGCGUCGCGGCUCGAGGAAAAGGACGACUAUGACGACGGUAGCUACGGCCCCGUGCUAGUACGCCUCGCCUGGCACGCCUCGGGCACCUAUGACAAGGAAACCGGUACUGGCGGCAGCAACGGCGCCACCAUGCGCUUCCACCCAGAGUCGAGCCACGGCGCCAACGCUGGCCUGGUCGCGGCCCGCGACUUUCUCGAGCCUGUCAAGGCCAAGUUCCCCUGGAUCACCUACUCUGAUCUGUGGAUUCUAGGCGGCGUCUGCGCCAUCCAGGAGAUGCAGGGUCCCAUCAUUCCCUACCGCCCCGGCCGCGCUGACCGCGAUAUGGCCGCCUGCACGCCCGACGGCCGCCUGCCUGACGCCACCCAGGGCCAGGACCACCUCCGUAACAUCUUUUACCGCAUGGGCUUCAACGACCAGGAGAUUGUCGCUCUCUCCGGCGCCCACGCCCUCGGCCGCUGCCAUCGCGACCGCUCCGGCUUUGACGGUCCCUGGACCUUUUCCCCGACCGUCUUGACCAAUGACUUUUACACGCUGCUUCUCGAGCAAAAGUGGGAUUUCAAGAAGUGGGACGGCCCCAAGCAGUACGAGGACAAGAGCACCAAGAGCCUCAUGAUGCUGCCCACCGACAUGGCCCUGGUCAAGGACAAGGCCUUCCGGACCCACGUCGAGCGCUACGCCAAGAGCAACGACGAGUUCUUCAAGGACUUUUCCGCCGUUGUCCUGCGUCUCUUUGAGCUCGGCGUGCCUUUUCCCGCCGGCAGCGAGUCGCAGCGCUGGACCAUGAAGCCCACCUGGGAUGAGAGCAACUAG